Molecule: messenger RNA, 38316 nt
Organism: Podarcis lilfordi (Lilford's wall lizard)
Lineage: Eukaryota; Metazoa; Chordata; Lepidosauria; Squamata; Lacertidae
Source: the annotation of a GenBank genome assembly
CCCAUAUAUACAACCUGAGCCUAUGAUGGAGAGGUUUCCAGCACCACACUCCAAGAGAGUCUGGCUUCUUCCAUAGCUGGAGUCCUCAAACAGCCCUCAGCCAUUUAUCUGCCUCUUUCUUUCUGCUUGUCACAUAACUCCUGCUCUCUAAGCUUUUUGGCUCACAUUACUUCAUUCCUCUUUUGUAAGCUAUUGUCUUUAGAGUGAAAGCAGCCCCAACUUGGAUCCUAAUACCUGUCCCUCAGGUGAUUAUCUCAACACAGGAGGUAAUUAGCCCUUAACACAUGCUAAUUCCUGAGGAUUAAGAAGUGUCUAAUACACAGGCGGAAAUACCCAUGGGUCUUGCAGAGUUUAAAACAUUCUAAGCCUUAAUUAAAUUCGAAUGCCUACUGAACACAGUAACUUAGGGUGCCUAGCACCCACAAAUUCAUAACAAUGCAUGUGUGCUUGUGUAUGUAUAUGAGUAUGCAUUGUUUGUAUUUGGGUAUCAGCUGGUGGGGUACUUCCGAUUCACCAGAAAUAAUGAACCUAUUUCUGUUGAGGAUGGAGAUACUAAUUUUUGAUCAUUUUAAAAAAACAAACAGACAAGGCUUUUGCGGAUCAUGAGGUCCCUGCGGAACCCACAGACGCCUCGACGUGCCAGUUCGCGGCAGCGGCGAAGGGGGGCGGCCCACACCACUCCGCACCACGCCCCCCUCGUCCGCUGAUUGGGCAACUGGAACGCGGACACGUGGCCACGCCCCCUUGGUCCUGACCGGCGGGGAUGGCCAGUUGCUAAGGGAGGCCUAGCAGCCGGGCUCCCUCCUCUGUCUCUCUCUCACAUCCAAACAGAGAAGGCCAUUGAGAAAGGGGGCGGAGAUGCCACGCCCCCUCUCCAGUCCUCGCCUUCUGAGUGGAUAAAGGUGACCCGGGCGGGUAGCCGCGCCCCUUCGGUCCUCACCAGACCUGUUUCCAAGGCAGGCUGUCCGUUGCUAAGGGCGGCCUAGCAGCCAGGCUCACCCGGUCAUGGAGGCUGGUGGCGGCGGCGGCUACGGGCGCCGGCGAUGGGGGUGGUGGCAAGAAGUGCUGCCGCUAUGGCGUGUGCUGUUGGCGGCGUCGAUGAUGUUUGCUGUGGUUCCCGUCAGGGCGCGGCUGUAUCAGGCGGGCACGGACCCGGUGUGGGUGCUAGAGGCCGCGACCGUGCGGAAGGUUCUGCGGGGCUCGCCCUCGGCCUGGCUCGUGCAGUUCUACUCCUCGGCCUGCGGGCACUGCGUCGCGUUCGCGCCCACUUGGAAGGCGCUGGCCGGGGACGUCCGCGGUGAGCGAGCUAAGAGGACGGGGGCCCCUAAUAGAUUGGGGCGCGCCCCUCCCCUUCCCCUUUACUCUCUCUGCCUUAUUUAUUAUGCAUUUAUCUUCUCCCCAUUAGCUUCAUGGCUGAGUAGGGGGAGGGUUGUGCAAUUGAAAACUGGUGUAGCACAGAUCCUAUUUUGGCACUCUUAACCAGAACGCGACCAUUGGCUCCCACUGGACCCUUAGAGAAGCAGGUUAUGCUGUGAGGUGGUGGUGGAGGAGAGUGGCUGGUGCAGGGGCCACUCUAGUGAGCAUCAUUGUUGGUGGUGGUGGAGGAGAAGGAUGUUUGUGAGGGAAGUGUUUGAGCCUUUUUAUCCUCACAGCAGCCCUAUGACGUAGGCCAAAGUGAGAAGAGUGCAUAGGCUAGUCAGCUUCAUGUCUUGGGGUGGGAUUCAAACCUGGCGCUUCCUGCCCCAGUCCUUCCCCAAGUUGGUGCUUGGUAGAGUCCAGAACAUCUUGGAGGAGCCCGCAGGUUGUGGACGGCUGACAACAAACUGGUCUUUUAUUUUGCUUAUUGCUACUUACCAAAUGUAUGUAUAUAUAGAUAUACAGAUCUAGAUAUAUCUAGAUAUCUAGAUAACAGAGCAGUGUGCAGCUGUUUAUAGUCUGAAGGGAUGCAAGGCAGCUUUCUUUGCAGAGUUCUUGUUUCUCCAGGGCUACAACUGAAUGCAUUUGGCAUAUUAAUUGGAGGAUGUAACAGAUCAGGGUUUAUUGCUGCAGGUUCUAAAUGGCUGACAGAGAGGCCACCAUAGCUGACUUGUUUGCGAAUCUUAGAUCCAUUUCUAGGACUGAGAUGACGCCAGUGAUGAUGGCCUCUGUCCAAAUUGAGAAGACAUUGCCAGCGAACAGGAGGAGGACAGUGUAUAGCUUUAACAAUUGUAGUCUUCUCUUGUCCUAUAUGAGACCUGGUGAGGAGCCAUUCUUUACCCCCCAGCCCUUCUCAUUUCUCAGCUUCCUGAUGGCUCUACCAUGAGAAAUUCUCCUCCAGCUCCUGGUUCAGGGUGUGAGAAAGAAAGCAGUGAAGUUAUCCACCUUCCCCUGGGGCUUCCCAGCUGAGGAUGUUGUGAUUACCACUUUUAAAAGCUUAACUGAUUACAUACCCUGCCCAAACCAGCUCAGCAGACUUCUGUCAUAAGAAAAGCAUGCUGUCUUCACAGUGGCCAACAAGAUGCUCCAGAGGGAAACUCACAAGCAGGAAUUGAGCACAAGAACACACUCUGCUCCUGCAGUUCCCAACAACUGGUAUUCAGAAGCCUUUCUGAUGGUGGAGGUAGAGCAUAGCCAUCAUGGCUAGUAACCACAGAGGUUGCAGCUCUCUAAAUUCUGCAUAGGAUGUCAUUAUGCAGAAGGCAAAACUGUCUGCUGAGAGAGCUGUCUGGACCAAGAAACAUCACACAUUUAAAGCAUAUAGCCAAAGAAUUCUGAGAAUUGUAGUUUAUUAAAAGCACUGGGGAUUGUAGCUCUGGGAGGGAUAAACUGUGGUUCCCAGAAUCCUUUGGGGGUUUACAUGUGGUUUAUAUGUACAGUGUGUAUACAGCCCAAAUCUAGUUUAAAACAUGAGAACACAAGAAGAGCCCACGACUUUCUGCAUGCCAGGUAGGCAAUAAGGGUGUAAAACUGAAGGCCAUUCCAAAGUGAUUUUGUGUUUUUCCCCAGUUUAAAUGUUCUCCAGGGUGGCUGUGUGCAGAUGCUGGAAAAAUAAUAAUAAGAAAUUCUUUACUGGGUUGACCAAAAGAGCUUCUCCAGUAAACAAUAGGGGUUCCAGAUAGUUAAAUCUUGAAGUUGUUGGUAUUUGUCUGUCUUGUGAGACAAUAGAAGAGUGAGGUCAAGCUGUUGGAAAGUUGCAGUGCCUGCUGUGGCUGUAGAGAUCAUUGUUUUUGUGCUUUCAAGUUUUUGUUGUUGGUAACCUCAAGAGUUCAGAACUUGGUCUUUGCAGCAUGAAAGUAUAUCAUAUUCUCUGUGUGCACAUCAUGGUGACAGAACCGACAUAUCUCCAAGGGUAGUUGUCAAGGAAUUUAAAAUUUUCUCAAAAUAUAGUUUGCUGGCUAUCACUGUCCUUGGAUUGAGAGAGCCUUGCCAGGUAUGCUGCUAGCUUUGAGAUAGGAUUACUAUUAUGUACUUUACCUGGAGCUGUCCUUUUAUGUAGUUUACCUGAAGCUGACUCAAAAGCUGUGGCUUGCUGUCAAGGUGACCUGCCAUGAACACACGGUGCCAAUCCUGAAAGGGUGACGCAGGCUGUCAAUGUGUUACUGAGCACACUUCAGGUUACUUGUAUUGGUUUACAAAGCUAUAUAUGCAAUUUGAGGCCUGGAUACCUGCGAGACCUAUUCCCAUAUACACCUUUUGUUUUGGCUAUUCCAACUCAGGAUUGUGGUAUGCUCAUAUGUGGGAGGUCCUUCUUGGUGAUGGGGCCCCUGCUUUGACACUCCCCUCUGAGACACUACUGGCUGAGAGGCAAUUGAGGUUUGGGGGUCAAUUGAAUUUCAGAUUCACAUUGUUAAAGCUUGUUUGUAAUUCACCUGCCUCAUUUUUGCAUAUAUGGUCUCUAAACUCUGCACAGCUUGCUUCUGAGUAGGUGUCCUAGGAUUGUGCCAUUGGCAAACAAUUGAUUGGAUAUGUGACAUAGCAUUGUUUUUGCUCUGUGACAAAUAAAUCAUGUUGAUUUUUAUUAGAACAUAAGAGUAUAGGAAGAGCCUGCUGGAUCACACCAGUCCAGAAUCACAGUGGCCAAGCAAUUAAUUUCCUGUGGGAAGGCAGCAAACAAGAUUUGCGCACAAAAGCACACUCUCUUCUUGUGACUUCCAGCAACUGGUAUUCAGAAGCAUUACUGCUGCCAACUGUGGAGGCAGAGCAUAGCCAUCAUGGCUAGUAGCCAUUGCUGUCCCUCUGCUCCAUGAAUUUUCCCAGUCCUCUUUUAAAGCCAUUCAAGUUGGUGGUCAGUGCCUCCUUUGGGAGCAAGUUUUAUAGAUAACUAUGUGCCAGUUAGGGUUUGUUUAUAUGGAUUUUCAACUCUGUGGAGCUUACUUCAGAGUAUACGUGCCUGGGAUUCUGCCAUAAGCAAACAGCUGGCUGUCUACAUUGCUCCAUGACAAAUGAAUCACGUUAAUCCAUCUCCCAACUUUAGCAUUUAGGUUUGCUUGAUUUUUGUUGAUAUGUUUGCUGUUGUAACAUAGCUUGUGCUGACUAACAGAAGUUAGAUGCCAGUCUGUCAGAGAUGCUAUCGUUGUGAUUCCUGCAUUGUAGGAGGUGGGCUGGAUGAUCCUUGGGGUUCUGUCCAACUCUUCUGUGAUCUAACUCUCUAGCCUGCAACAUAACUAUGAGCCUGUGAAAAGGCUGGGAGGGUGAUCUGAAGCAUGGCUGCCUUCUUCCACCCCCCUCCCUUUGUUGAAGGCUGAGCAACCCAUCUCCCAGCUGCUGCACUUAACCAAGUAUUUGUUUGGAGAUGGGCUGGCAUUGUUGGGAGGCGAGCCAUUUGCAUUGGUUUUGUGAUGCCCCUGGCUCAUUUUCUGCUUGAGGCCUGAGGAGACAGGUGGGGAAGGGGAGUGCAGUGCUGAAUCAUGAAUGAGGCAGAUCACCCCAAGCCAAACUUUCUGUGCUUGUGUUUCCUGGGACAAAUGUGGCUUGGUGGCUAUUGUGUGGCUGCCUGAACGCUCCCCCAUCUGCUCUGGGAUGUUGGUAGCUAGCCUGGUGUCUGCUCAGCUGUCAGUGUGGCAGCUUUUCCAAAGGAAAAUAAAAGUCAAGGGAAGGAGGCAUUUCUUCAGCAAGUUUCAUAGACUCAUAGAAUUUUAGAGUUGGAAGAGACCCCAAAGGAUAAUCUAGCCCAACCCCGUGCAAUGCAGAAAUCACAAGCAUCUCUGACAGAUGACCAUCCAGCUUCUGCUUAAAAACCUAUAACGAAGGAGAGUCCUUCCUCUUGGCUGAUGAAGCUUCCAUAUUUUCACUUGUCCCUUUUCUGAAACAUAACAUAAGAAGAGCCUGCUGGAUCAUGCCAAUAGCCCAUCUAGUCCAGCAUCCUCUUCUCCUAGUGGCUGAACUGUUGCCUGUGGGAAACCAGCAAGCAGGAUUUGAACACACAAGUCCUCACCCCUCCUGUGGAUUCUAGCAUCUGCUAUUCAGAAGCCUCCAUAGGGGCAGUGUAGCCAUAGCAUAGCCAUCACAUCAGAAGUCCUCUCUUCUCAAGCCAUCUAGGUUGGUUUCCAUCACUGCCACCUGCACUGCCUCCCUGCACAAUUUAACUAAGAAGAUCUUUCUUUUUUCUGUUCUCUUCCAAUAUUCAGCUUCACUGGAUGCCCACACAUUUCUAGUGGUAUGGGAGAGGGAGAAAAAAUUUUCUUAACCCACUUUCUCCAGGCCAUCUAUAAUUUUAUAAAUGGGUGUUUUCCUUUUCCUUUUUUUAAAAAUCUUGUUUUCUCUAAGAAAAACUUCUAUAAACGCCAAGCAUCCAAAGACUUGCAGUUUGUGUGUGUUUUGUGUUUGUGUUUGUCAAAGGGACUUUGUGGGUGGCAGCUCCCUCUCUUUGGUUUAUGGGUGACCCCUGAAGGGGCUGCAGUGAGGAGAUGCAGUCCGCAGGCUCAAAAAGGUCUUACUGUGUCUGGUAGGGAGGAUUAGGCUCAUCCCAACACCAUAUGGAAAAAAGUUUUACAGUUUACACUUUUCCCACUCUGUGAAAACCUACCCAUCUCAUUAUGUAGCAAGAACAGAAUGCUUGGCUCAUAAUGUUAGGAACACACAUUUUCGCCAAACUCGAAAGGGCAAGUUCCCUAGAAGAUCCUUGGAUUUUUAUAGUGUUUAAGCUAACAAAGAAAAAUUCAGGUUCUUUUUUAGUGUAAAGUUCUUUAAAAUUUCAGUUUAUAAUGUAUAUAAAACAGACAGAACAAUUAUAACAGGGGGAAAUUAAAGGAUGAAAAACAAACAACUAGAAAAUAGGCGUUUAGCAUAAGUAUGGUUGCAUAUGGGUUAAAGUAAUAAAGUCCCAAUAAAGAAUAAUACAAUUGGAAGGGAUCCCAUUGGUCAUCUAAUCCAAUCCCCUGAACUGCAGGAAUAUCAACAUGAUCUAAUUCUAGGUUUGCCAGGCUUGGGACAAGGGUUGCCUUGAAAAUUAUGCUUCCACUAUAAUAUGUCGUAAAACAAGGCCAAAUCAUGAAAAGUAUCUGGAGGUUCUAAUCCUUAUUGAUAUAAAAUUAUGCAUCAUUUUCUCCAUUAUAGCUCUAUUCCAGGGUGAGUUGUAUCAACUGUCCAGUGUAAGAUUUGGAGCUGUUUUCCAUUGAGUUGCAAUUACUAUUCGAGCUACUAUUGGCAACAUUGUACAGUGGUACCCCGCAAGACGAACGCCUCGCAAGACGGAAAACCCGCUAGACGAAAGGGUUUUCCGUUUUGGAGGCGCUUCGCAAAACGAAUUUCCCUAUGGGCUUGCUUCGCAAGACGACAGCCCAUAGGGAAAUCUCAGGGACAGCGGGGAAGCGCAGCGCGUCUUCCCCACUGUCCUCGGACCUCCUCCGAAGCCUGGCGGCGGGGCGGGGACACCUCCUCCCGCCGCCGCCGGGCUCGGAGGCUCCUCCGAGCCGGGCGGGGAGGGAACACCUGCCGCCGCCGCCCGGCCCGGACGGUGCUCCGAGGCCGGGCGGGGGAGGGAACACCUGCCGCCGCCGCCCGGCCCGGGCGGUGCUCCGGGCCGGGCGGGGGGAGGGAAGACCUCCCGCCUCUGCCCGGCUCGGAACGGUGCGCCGAAGCCGGGCGGGGGGGAGGGAACACCUCCCCGCCGCCCGGCUCGGAGCGGUGCUCCGAGCCGGGCGGGGGGAGGGAACACCUCCCGCCGCCGCCCGGCUCGGAACGGUGCUCCGAGCCGGGCGGGGGGAGGGAAGACCUUCUGAAGGCGGGCGGGGGCGAAAGUCUUUGCUCCCCUGCCUGCCUGUCCCGGAGGGCUUUUGAAGGCGGGGAGCAAGACUUUCGCCCCCGCCCGCCUUCAGAAGAGGUCCAGGACCUCUUCUGAAGGCUGGCGGGGGCAAAGUCUUUGUCCCCCUGCCUGCCUUCCCAGGGGCUUUAAAUUGCCCCGGACAGCGGAGAAGUCCUCCGCUGUCCCGGGUGAUUUUAAAAUGCCGCCCGCCAGCAUUUUAAGAUCGCCCGGACAGCGGAGAAGUCCUCCGCUGUCCCGGGUUUUUAAAAUGCUGGGGGUGGGAAGAAAAGCCCUUGCCCCCCAGCCUUCAGAAGAGGUCCGGGGACAGACUGUCCCCGGACCUGGUCUGAAGGCGGUUUCCCUAGGAACGCAUUAAUUGAUUUUCAAUGCAUUCCUAUGGGAAACCGUGCAUCGCAAGACGAAAAACUCGCAAGACGAAGAGACUUGCGGAACGAAUUAAUUUCGUCUUGCGAGGCACCACUGUAUCCUCAAAAACGAGAAGUUCAGGUUCUUGUUUGGGUGGGCUCAAAUGCAUGCAUACAACCAGAGGCCCUUGGACCUCAAAGUGAAAUCUGUAAUUGGCUACAAUGCUUUGUCAUUUUUCAUUGAUUCGCACACCUCUGAUAUUUGGCCAGAUUUCACCCCUCACCAGGUGGUGAUACAGUGGUUGGAGUUUUCACAAGUUAGACCUGGGUUCAGUUCUCUGCUCAAGCCAUGAAGCUUUGCUAGGUGAUUUCUGGUCAGGAACUCUCAGCUUGACCUACCUUGCAGGAUCAUUGUUGAUGGCAAAGAGAUAAUAAAACCAGACCAACUAGGUUCUCAUUGCCAGAUUUUACACCAGUUAGAGAAAUCUGGAUUUUAUAACUGCUGGAAUUGGCAGAGUUUAGAGUGGUGGAUACCUCUGUCCAUUCUUCCUGAGACCAUCUAAUUCCUUUUUUUUUUUAAUAAGAUAUUUAUUGAGAUUUUCCAAAUGUUACAAUAUAAAAAAGAAAAAAAAGAAAAAAAUACAAAAUAAAAAUGAUUAAAAACCACUCAAUUUUUCCAUUACUUAUUUUUCCUUAGCUUGUUUCCCGGACCUCCUCAUACCUCCCUUUUUUGUAUUCCAGUUCAAUUUGUUGGUUCAGCAAAUCCUUACCCUCUUUAUUUAUCCUAAUCUUUGGUCUUAAAAUAGUAACGUUAGAUUUUUACCUAUUAACAACCCAUUUUUCAUAUUCCCUUAAAGCAUUACAGCUGGAAACCACUUAAUUUCUAUCCAACAUCAUUCUAACAUUCAUUAAUUUUACAAUAUUUCUGUAGAUAGUCUUUGAAUUUCUUCCAAUCUUCUUCCACCGACUCUUCUCCCUGGUCUCGGAUUCUGCCAGUCAUUUCUGCCAGUUCCAUAUAGUCCAUCAGCUUCAUCUGCCAUUCUUCCAGAGUGGGUAGAUCUUGUGAGAGACCAUCUAAUUCCUCCUGUGCAGAUUAUCAUGUCACAACUUGUCUGCUGGGACAAUAUUAAGUCUGUUGAACUUUGCUUCUGGUUCACCUAGAAACCCAGGAGCACCUCCAGCAGCUUUUUUUCUUCACCCCACCAUUUGUGACUUGCCAUUUGCUGCACUGACAGAGGGGGGUAUUAACUGUGCCAUGUCUGAUGUAUGCAACUUGAGAAUUUGAGGGGAUUUUGACUCAAUGAGUCUUGCAGCCUUUGCCUUCUCCAGUGGGAGAGAUUAAGCCGAUUGCUUGGAGCACCAUAAAAUGUUACUGUCACAUCGGCUCAUUUUAGAAUUGUAAAGUUGGAAGAGAACCCUAGGAUCAUAUAUUCCGACCCAUAGGUAAACUGGUUCCAAGUGGUUAUGCGUUUCAUUCAAGGGUCUUUAGGGGAAAUGGAGUGCGGUUGCUUCCUGGAAAUGCAGGAAUAAGUCUUUGCCUGUUUCCUUUCAGAGUGGGAACCUGCCAUCAGAAUUGGGGUGCUGGACUGCGGGGAUGAGGUGAACUAUGAGACCUGCAAAGACUAUGGGGUUCAGUACUAUCCCACUUUUAGGGUAAGUGACUCCAGGAACACACAUGCCUAGAAACAUUUCUGCUUAUUCCACUCAGUUAAACAGACUGGGAUGUUUGUGAGUUCUCUCCCCCACCUUUUGAAUCUUGUUGUACAAGCUGUGGUAACAGUUUGAUCCUUAAGCCAGUUAUUAGGGCUCCCCAGGUGAACAUAAGGAGAGCCUUGCUGGAUCAAGGCCAUUAACCCAUCUAGUCCUCCAUCCUGUUCUCAGAAGUUGCCCAACCAGGGAAAAGGGCUGGGCAAGCCAUGAGGGAGGGGGAGAUUUGCAAGAUGAUAUUUUUUUCAGGGGAGGGGGGGGCAAAUGAGUGUGCAAAGACUCAUCCUCUCAUUUGCCAGGCUUACCUAACCAGCUUCAACAUGCAAAAAUUCACAAGGCGGUUCAUUUGCAUUUGGAUGUCUUGAGGAAUGAUUAUCGGGAGUGAUUCUCCUGCAAGUUACAAUUUUAAAAGGCUUCAAGGUUGCUUUUUUUUUUUAAAAGACUUGGUGUCUAAUGAGCUGAGCUGCUCUAGAGGUGCUUGACCUGAUUGCAAUCAAAUUAUCCAGGGGGUGGAGUGAUUCUCCUAUGAUGAAAGUUUGCAGCGUUUGGGUUUUGCCUCUGAAAUUAGGGUUACCAGACAUCCCCGGUUCCCAGGGACAGUCCCCGGAUUCACCAAUCUGUCCAAGGACAAAAUGUGUCCCCGGAAUGUCCCCGGAUUUAUGCCUGGGGACUUCUGGUGAGGCAACAUGGCGGGUGCCAUGGCAGCGAGCAGCACCGGAGGUCCUGGCCACGUCAAUGUUCCAGCCAACCUCCCUCCCUCCCUCCCUCCCUCCCUCUGCACCUCCUCCAGCACCAGCAGCCUCUCUUUUGUGAGGAGGGCUGUGUGUGAGUCCGCUGUUUGUCCACCUCUGGUAACGAGACACUACCACGCCAGUUAAAUCUCCGUAGAGACUGAACUCGCCCUCCAGCGGUCUCCCGGUUAUGGGAAGCCGGUGCCUUGUGUGUGUGUUUUAAUGCGUGUUUUCCCAAGACCAGCGAGCGCCUUUACUCAAUCUCUCCCCCCCUCUUUUUUUGGCGUUUGUGUGUUGUAGAUGGGCUUCUCUGCCUGCCUUGUGUCGAGGUGUGUGAUCGACAGCUUUGGGGUUCCCCUAAAAAAAGGUCAAGAACUCUGGACAACCUUUUCCUAAAAUAAAGCAUGAAAUCUCCCCCCCCCCCAAAAAAAAAGAGUGUCCCCAGAUUCCUUGAAAAUAAUCUGGUAACCAUACUCUGAAUGCCAAUUGCUGGAAAACAUAGGAGUGGGGAGAGUGCUCUUGUGCAGGCUUCCCACAAGCAACUGUUCAGCCACAUGAUGGUGGACUAAAUGGGCCAUUGGCCUGAUCCAGCAGGAUCUUCUUAACGUUCUUCUGUUUAUUAUGAGCAGUGAUGGUGGCUAUUCUAAUAAAACCCUCCUCUCUUUUCUCUUCCAGUAUUUCAGGGCUUUUGCCAAAGACUUCACGACAGGAGAAAACCACCAUGGUAAGACCAAUUCUCUUUAUUUACUCAAAGCAGCAGCACUGAGGACUCCUGUAUCAAAAGACUAAAGAAUACUCAAGUUGGCUUAAGAGAAAACUUAGUUUAAGCCCAUAACAUUUAAAACACAUGCUCAAGCAGUAAUCAUCAAAGCCUGAUAAGUAAAAGAUGGUUAUUAUGAUUUCAUUAAAUUUAUUUACCACUUGAUUGAAAAAAACCCCUCAGAUUGGUUUAUAAAAAGAUAAAACAAGAAAAUCAAUAAAAAUGUACAAUACUUUAAAACAUACAGAAGGUAGAAUACCGAAACAGAUUAAAAUCCACAUCAACUUUUUGAAUAUCUGGACAGCUUUGUCUAAAUGAGAAUGUUUUGAGCAGGUGUUGAAAAGUAUACAGUAAAGGCACCUUCUUGAUAUCAAUAGGCAGUAAGUUCCAAAGUGCAGGUGCUGCCAUGCUAUAUGAUCAAGACCUUACAAAUGCAGAAUGGUUAUUAUGUGGCACCUAUAGUAGCACCAGUUCCACUGAUCAAAAUGGUCGAGUGGGCACAUGAAGAGUAAGGUGAUCUCAUAGGUUAAUGUGAUCUCAAAGGUCAGAGGUUUUCAACCUUUCUGAGUCCAUGGCUCCCUUGACCAGCUACAUUCUUUCUGUGGCAACCCUGUGGGGCUCAGGAGCCGAGUUAUGUCACCCGUUGCCUGCAGAGCUGGCAGCCUCUUACCCUUUCUUGAACACCCUCCCUUGUGGAGUGUUCCCUCAGCCUCCUCUCCCCUCUCCUUGGGAGUCCUGCUGGUGGACUGACUGGGCUCCCUUUCCCACUUGCUCACUCACUCCAAGGCCACCUUAGCUCCUGGCAACCAUCACCCCCUGACCAGCUCCAAAGGCACCAGGUUGUAGCCUGGGCUGCUGCAAUAAACAGCCGUGCAAGCCUUUGGGAGGCAGAGACGCGAGAGGGCCUUAGAGGAGGGAGGGAAGGAAAAAGGGACAGAGGCCACCAGUUGAAAACCACUGUCAUAGGUUAAUGUUGAAAUAGGGUUUCCUGUGUUGGACUCUUGACAGGGUCUUCUUGGCAGAUGUAGCCACCUCCAGAUCUUCUGCUCAGAGACACCAAGUGGCAUUGAGUGAUUAAGGCACCUAAGUGCCUUAAUUCUGUGUGCCUCCUGUACCAGAUCAGAGUAAAGUUGUAAAUGGAUCCAUUCUGCUUGUCAUCAGGGGGAAGAACAAAGUAUGUUAGAAAUCUGCGUGGAGGUGUCUUGUUGUUGCAUUGCAGGGGGUUGGACUAGAUGACCCUUGGGGACAUUUCUAGCUCUAGAAAUCUAUGAUUCAUUGUUCUCUCUCCUUAGCAGGCUCUGAUCGGGAAGUUCAGACAGUUCGUCAGACCAUGAUCGACUUCCUGCAGAAUCACUCCCGGGAAACGAAACCUCCUGCUUGUCCCCCUUUGGAGCCAAUCAUGUGAGUAUUUUGCAUUCAGUAUAAUAAGUUGUAUUGACAGGGACAGCCUACACUCUGGUAACCUUGAGAUUAGACUAUUGCAAUGUGUAGUAGGUGGGGCUGUCUCUGAAUAUAGUUUUAAAACUUCAGCUGAGGCAGAAUUUAGCAGCAAGUUUGCUCACUGGGGCAAGAUGGUCUGAGCAUAUAACACCAAUUCUGGCUUGACUAAACUGGCUGCCAAUUAGUUUCUGGGCCUGAUUCAAAGUGCUGGUUUUCACCUACAAACAUAAGAAGAGCCUGCUGGAUCAGUCCAGUGGCCCAUCUGGUUCAGUAUCCUGUUAUCACAGUGGCUAAACAGCUGCUUGUAGGAAGCCAGCAAGCAGGAUUUGAGCAUAAGAGCCCUCUCCCCUCCUGUGGUUGCCAGCAACUAGUAUUCAGAAGUAUUGCUGCCUCAAACUGCAGAGGCAGAGCAUUGACCUUGUGGCUAGUAGCCAUCAGUAGCUGCCUCCUCCAUAAAGUCUUAUGUGACCCAGGAUCCCAGGACCUCAAUGACAGCCUCUCUGAACGAACUGACCCAGACCCUGCAAUCAUCACCUGGGGCCCAGUCUUGGAAAGAGGCGUACAUUACACUUAUACCGAAGACAGAGAAUGAAAAGACUCAGCUUAAGAACUACCGCUCCAUAUCGUUACUUAAUGUGGAUUACAAAAUUUUUGCAGACAUUUUGGCCAAGAGAUUGAAAAAAGUAUUGAUGGAAGAGAUUCAUAAAGACCAAGCGGGCUUUCUCCCGGGAAGACACUUGUCCGAUAAUUUGAGGAAUAUAAUUGAUAUUUUGGAAAAACUAGAAGUGAACAUAAAUACUAAAGCAGUUUUGAUAUUUGUGGACACGGAGAAAGCUUUUGAUAAUAUCUCUUGGAGUUUUAUGAAGAAGAACCUACAGGGGAUGGGGGUAGGCCAAGGUUUUGAAAACGGUAUAAGUGCAAUUUAUUCAGAACAAAAGGCUAAAUUAAUUGUAAAUAAUGUGGUGACGGAAGAAUUUAGGAUAGAAAAAGGGACAAGACAAGGUUGCCCAAUUUCCCCAUUGCUUUUUUAUAUCGGUCCUGGAGGUUCUGCUGAACAUGAUUAGAAGGGACCGGUUGGUUAAAGGUAUACAGGUCGGAGCCAAACAGUACAAAUUGAGAGCAUUUGCAGAUGACUUAGUAUUGACGUUACAGGAGCCAGAAUCUAGUACCAAAAGAGUUUUAGAACUGAUUCAAGAAUUUGGUCAAGUUGCAGGAUUUAAGUUGAAUAAGUUAAAGACCAAGAUUUUAGAGAAAAUUUUAACACCAAUGGAGAGAGAGAUGUUUCAGAAUGAGACAGGUUUAACAGUGGUUAAGAAAGUUAAAUACUUGGGGAUUAACAUGACAGCAAAAAAUGGGAAUUUAUUUAAAGACAACUAUGAAAAAUGCUGGGCUGAAGUGAAAAAAGAUCUAGAAAUUUGGUAAAAUUUGAAGCUUUCACUGCUGGGCCGUAUUGCUGCGGUAAAAAUGAAUGUAUUGCCUAGAAUGUUGUUUUUGUUUCAAACACUGCAAAUUGUGGACAAAAUGGACUGUUUCAAGAGGUGGCAGAGAGAUAUUUCUAAAUUUGUCUGGCAGGGCAAGAAGCCUAGAAUAAAAUUUAAAAUAUUAACAGAUGCAAAGGAACGAGGUGGAUUUGCCCUGCCAGACUUUAAACUUUACUAUGAAUCAGCAGCUUUUUGCUGGUUGAAAGAAUGGUUGCUUCUUGAAAACACUGACAUUUUGGAUCUAGAAGGUUUCAACAAUGUAUUUGGAUGGCAUGCAUAUCUGUGGUAUGAUAAGGUCAAAGCACAUAAAGCAUUUAAAAAUCACAUUGUCAGGAAAGCAUUGUUUAAUGUCUGGAUAAGAUACAAGGACUUAUUGGAAAAUAAAACUCCAAGGUGGCUGUCACCGAUGGAAGCAAAAGCUCUGAAAAAGCUCAAUAUGGAGGCCAAAUGGCCGAAAUAUUGGGAAAUUCUGGAACAAGACGGAGAUAGACUGAAAUUGCAGAGUUUUGAGAAAUUAAAAAACAAAGUGCGAGAUUGGCUUCAUUAUUAUCAGACAAUGGAGGCAUAUAAUUUGGAUAAGAAAAUUGGUUUCCAGGUGGAAAAAUCAAAAUUUGAAACAGAACUAUUAGAACCCAAAACUAAGAUUUUGUCAAAGAUGUAUAACUUGCUGUUGAAAUGGAAUACUCAGGAUGAAACGGUGAAAUCUGCUAUGAUUAAAUGGGCACAAGAUGUUGGACAUAACAUAAUGAUGGCUGACUGGGAACAGUUAUGGACCACAGGUAUGAAGUUUACGGCAUGUAAUGCCUUAAGAGAGAAUAUUAUGAAAAUGAUAUACAGGUGGUACAUGACCCCAGUCAAGCUUGCAAAAAUUUAUCAUUUGCCCGAUAACAAAUGUUGGAAAUGUAAAGAAACUGAAGGUACAUUCUUUCACCUUUGGUGGACGUGCCCAAGGAUUAAGGCUUUCUGGGAAAUGAUAUAUAAUGAACUGAAAAAGGUAUUUAAAUAUACCUUCUUGAAAAAACCAGAGGCCUUUCUCCUAGGCAUAGUCGGUCAAUUGGUGCCAAAGAAGGAUAGAACUUUUUUCAUGUAUGCCACAACAGCAGCAAGAAUACUCAUUGCAAAGUAUUGGAAGACACAAGAUCUACCCACUCUGGAAGAAUGGCAGAUGAAGUUGAUGGACUAUAUGGAACUGGCAGAAAUGACUGGCAGAAUCCGAGACCAGGGAGAAGAGUCGGUGGAAGAAGAUUGGAAGAAGUUCAAAGAUUAUCUACAGAAAUAUUGUAAAAUUAAUGAAUGUUAGAACGAUGUUGGAUAGAAAUUAAGUGGUUUCCAGCUGUAAUGCUUUAAGGGAAUAUGAAAAAUGGGUUGUUAAGAGGUAAAAAUCUAACGUUACUAUUUUAAGACCAAAGAUUAGGACAAAUAAAGAGGGUAAGGAUUUGCUGAACCAACAAACUGAACUGGAAUACAAUAAGGGAGGUAUGAGGAGGUCCGGGAAACAAGCUAAGGAAAAAUAAGCAAUGGAAAAAUUGAGUGGUUUUUAAUCAUUUUUAUUUUGUAUUUUCUUUUUCUUUUUCAUUUUUUAUUGUAAUAUUUUAAAAAAUCUUAAUAAAUAUCUUAUUAAAAAAAAUCAUCACCUGGGGCCCAUUUUUGUGUCCCCCUUCUAUGGGAGGGGGGGGGCAGGAGGAGAACAGGGCCUUUUCAGUGGAGUCUUCCAUUUCGUGGAAAGCUCUCGCCUGGCACAAUCAUCACAUAUCUUUAGGUGCCAGGCGAAAACAGGAGACUUUCUUUUACUCCUGGGAAGCAAACAAAUUUGCCAAACCGUUUGCUGACUGUUCAUAUCAAACCUCCCAGAAUCCUUUCUACUGUUGAUUAAUAUCACUGCACGGUUGUAUCACUCCACAGUUGAUUUGGACUCCAGUGGACUUGGCAGUGGGGCAGAGUGAAGGAGAAAUUAUUGUUACUUAUUAUUAUCUUUAUUUAUUCCUGCAUUGUAGAGGGUUGGACUAAAUGACCUUUGGGUCCUGUGAUGGGAAGAUGAGCUGCUUGUGCGUAAAAUCGUAUUCCCUCAGAGUUUGUUCAAGUCCACAAACCUCUGUCUGUGACGGAGCCCCUCUGACAUGGCUCCUCUAGUCACUAGAAGAUUCCGACAGUGGUUGCUUUCGUAAUCGCUUCCAACAUAAAAGCUCCUUAACGGAAACACGUCUUCUGGACUCUCUGCGUGACAGUUUCCGGCGAGGAGUGGGUGUCCCUACAGGAGGUCCGGAAACCUCACCACUGUUUUCGCUGGAAGUAUCUCUGAGCCAUCCCCCAGCUCCCUUUCCCUCAGUUCAGCUUCUCUCCCUGCUGGUUUCCUCUUCAGCUGCUGAGUCUCUUCCAACCUGUCUGAGCCCUUUCACCUCCCUCAGUUCAGCUUCUCUCCCUUGCUGGUUCCCUCUUCAGCUGCUGAGUCCCUUCCAACCUGUCUGAGUCCUUUCACCUCCCUUCCUUCCGAUGGCAGUUCCCUGACAUCCACCUCCCCUCCAGGGCCCCCUUCACCCCCUCUCGCCCUCUCCUCUACGGGCGGUGAGGAGGCAAAACCCCGGAAUGAACUUCCUUCAUCUUCCGAUGUCUCGAACACUUCUCUCCACCUGUUGCGGUUCCUGGUCUCGAAGCACUCCUCCUCCUCCGAGUCCAUCUCCCCUCCCCUUCCGAUUCUGGGAAUCCUUCCAACUCCUCCUCCUCCUCAGUGGUCCCAAAGUAUUCCCUCCGGAACCUCUCCACAGGCUGAGGUUUCCUCGGGAACCUUUGAUGGAACGUUUCUAUCAAUACCUCGUCAUUGAUAUCUUCGGCCAUUACCCACGUGUUUUCUGACUCCGGUUCUCCUUCCCACGCUACCAAAUACUCCACCUGAUUCCCCUUCCACCUGGCAUCAAGGAUUUCUGCCACAUGACUGCUGCAUUCUCUUUCUUCUAUGACCGGUCCCCGAGUGGCCAUCCCUUCUCGUCCCCUCGUACGGUGACAGUAACGACCUGUGAAAUACUGGGUGCAGUUUCAUGUGGUUGGGUAACCGGAGCCUGAAAGCCACUGGGUUGACCUGUUGAAUGACCUCAAAGGGACCCAACCUCCUGGGUCUUAAUUUCUUACAACCUCCUUUGAACGGCAACCCUCGGGUUGACAGCCACACCCUAUCUCCAACCCUUAUGGUUUCACCUUCCCUUCGGUUCUUGUCUGCCUGCCUCUUGUAUUCUUCCUUCGCCCUUUCUAAGUUGAGUUGGAGCUGACGGUGGAUUGCUUCCAUUUCUUCUACAAAAUGCUCGGCUGCCGGUACGCUCCAUCUCUCCCCUUCUCCCCUGGGAAAGCCCUGGGAUGACACCCAUAAUUAGCCAAGAAGGGGCUCAUCCCUGUGGACACAUUCUCGGCAUUGUUGUAGGCAAAUUCCGCCAGCGCCAACUUUUCUACCCAGUCAUUCUCUCUGUCAUUGACAUAACACCUCAGGUAUUGCUGGAGGACACCGUUUGCUCUUUCCGCCUGCCCGUUGGUUUCAGGGUGCCGGGCAGUCGAAAAGUUGACCUCCACCUGCAGUAAGCUCAUGAGCUUCCUCCAGAACCUGGAAGUAAAUUGUUUUCCUCGGUCUGAGACCACCCUCAAUGGCACCCCGUGCAACCUAAAAAUGUGUUCUACAAAUAACUUCGCUGUCUCUUCCGCCGUGACUGCAUGCGAGCAAGCUACAAAGUGGCACAUCUUUGUUAGUAGGUCUACCACCACCAUGAUGGCUGUUUUCCCUUUGGACUUCGGCAGAUCAGUCAUAAAAUCUAUCGACACUGCCUCCCAAGGUCGUUCUGGUGUUGGUAAGGGUUCUAAUAGCCCCGCCGGCGCCCGCCUUUCCCGUUUGGCUCGCUGGCACUGCUCGCACCCUCUUACAUACUCACGUACAUCCUCCUCACCUUAGGCCACCAAAAUUCCCUGGUGACCAACCACUUGGUUUUGUGUUGCCCAAAAUGCCCCGCCGUGGGGCUGUCAUGCAACUGCUUGAGUACCCUCCCCUUAAGUCUCCUUCAGGGAUAUACAGUGCCCCUUUGUAAUACAAAGCUCCAUUUCUUUCCUCGAAACCCCUUGAUUCCUCUCCCUCAUCCCUAAGACCUCUGAGCUUAUUCUGGGCGUAUUCAUCAUUCUCUGUUUCUUCUACCAGUUCUCUUUGUCCCACCAAUGCCGCCCCACACACCCAGCGGUCCUCUGGAAUGACAUGUCUCUCUUCGGGUGCUCCCUCCCCUCCAAAUAUUCAGGUUUGCGUGAGAGAGCGUCCGCCCUAAUGUUCUCUGGGCCUGGCACGUAACAAAUCUCAAAGUUAAAUUUGGAGAAUUCCUGGGCCCACCUCACUUGCCGUUGGUUGAGCACUCGUGCCGUCCUCCAAUACUCUAGGUUCUUGUGGUCAGUGCACACUUGCACCUUAUGUUGUGCGCCAAUUAGCAGGUGCCUCCAUCUCCGGAACGCCUCAUGAAUGGCUAGUAGUUCUCGGUCAUACACCGUGUAGUUCCUCUCGGAUUUGUUCAGCUUUCGCGAAAAAAGCACACGGUCUCCACUCUGACUCCUCCUUCCCUGGCUGGAGAAGCACCGCCCCAACCGCUCUGUCUGAUGCGUCAGUUUCCACUCUCAUCGGUUUUUGUAAAUCCACAUGCAGGAGCUGUUGUUCCGAGGCGAAGGCCCUUUUAGUUCCUCAAAUGCUUGCUCCGCCUCCUCCGUCCAAACGAACUUCUUCUUACUGCUGAGACAGUCCGUAAUGGGCGCCGUCAGGUGGGCAAAGUUUGGGAUGAACUUACGAUAGAAGUUCCCAAAUCCUAAAAACCUCUGCACAUCCUUCCUUGUUUUGGGUGUUUUCCAUUCCAGUACCGCCUGGACCUUGCCGGGAUCCAUGGCCAACCCCUUGUCAGACAGGCGAUACCCCAGGAAUUCCACCUCCUUGGUAUGAAACUGACACUUCUCCAGUUUCACCCACAGCUGGUUGGCUUGCAGCCUGCUCAACACUUCUCUGACGUCUCUCACAUGCUGCUCCUCAUUCUCAGAAUACACCAACACGUCGUCUAAGAAGGCCACACAAUUCUUGUAAAGCAACGGCCCCAGGACGUGGUUCAUAAACGAUUGAAAUGUUGCGGAGCCUGCUUGUAGACCGAAGGGCAUAACUAAGUAUUCAAAUGCCCCUAAAGGGGUGAACAUGGUGGUUUUCCAUUCAUCCCCUUCCUUAUUCGUAUCAGGUUGUACGCCCCCCUUAGAUCCAGCUUGGUGAAAAUCUUUCCCUUCCGCACCCUUGUCAAAAUGUCGUCAAUCCUGGGCAUCGGGAAGGCCACUGGUUCUGACACUGCAUUUAAGGCCCUGAAGUCACACACCAGUCUCGGCUUGUUCGUGUUUUUUUUUGUCCACAAAAACACUGGGCUGCCCCCCACCGCCCUGGACUCUCUGAUGAACCCUCUCUUCAGGUUCUUGUCAAUGAACUCUCUUAGCUCCUGCAUCUCUCUGUCUGACAUGGCGUACAGCUUGCCCACAGGGAGCUGUGCCCCAGGGAGCAAAUUGAUUUGACAGUCAAAGGCUCUAUGCGGUUGUAGUUGGUCAGCUUCCCUUUCGCUGAAGAUGUCGCGGAGAUCUGCGUAUUGUCGUGGUACCUUCACGUUCUCCGUUACUUCAGUCCCUGCUAGGGUGGCUUGGGCCCCUGCCAAAACCUUUCCCUCUUUGCAGUGUUCUAAGCAAUGUGCUGACCCAAAAGAAACCACUCUUUGAUGCCAGCCCACCAGCGGAUCAUGUAACGCUAGCCAGCUCAUCCCCAAUAUAAUGGGAGCUCCUCCCAAGGUGGCCACAUUAAAUGCUAUUAGUUCGGUGUGCCUUGCCACCUUCAUUAUCAUUGGGACGGUCUGCAAGCUGACUUCUCCUCCCAACAGCUCCCUGCCAUCGAUCGUGGUUACCUGCAGGGGGUUGCUUAAAGGAGCGUCUGUAUCUGGUGUUCAGCUGCAAACUCUUUGCUCAUGAAAUUGCAGGAGCUGCCUGAGUCCAACAGCGCCUUUAUCUUUAGAGGGUGUCCGUUUGGCAGCUCUAGUGUCACUUCUAUCACUAGGGCGGGUUUAGGAGGUUCUGGCGUGGGCACUUUCACUGCUCUUUGGCCUGGCUGCUGUGCCCCGACAAUGGCAGCCAGGCGUUGGCUUUUAGUUGCUCCGGUAUUUUUCCUCUCUUCCCUCCACAGCUCCCACCAUCCCUUGCCAUUCCUUCCUCUGGGGGCAGACUCUGGCAAAGUGCCCUGGCUGUUGGCAGAGAUAGCAUUUCCGGGCGCCUUUUCCCUCCUUUUUCCCCCCCUCACUGGGCUUUGAAACUGCGCGCGCGCGCUGUUCCGAUUUCCAUCGGCUCUGCCGGCGGGAAAGUUGGCUCUGGAAUGUCUGGAAUGCGGAACUCCUUCCAACGUUCCCCUUUCCCUUCCCGCCUCCAAUGCUCUCGCCUCCUGGCGCGCUCCUAUGGCCAGCGCUGAUUUGGUCAGCUGGUCCAUAGACUCCGCCCUGGGCGCCCGGGAAAGUUCAUCUUUCACAGCCGAAGAAAGCCCUUCUUCAAAGAGCAUUUGAAUGGGUUCCGCCGAUAAGUCCCACCCCAAUCUGUGUAUCAGCAUGGUGAACUCAGUCCAGUACUCACGUACAGAUCGGCUCCCCUGUUUGCAAGCCAUUAACUGUCUGCGCACCACUCCCUUUUUCAAUAUCGCUGGAAAACAUCAGAUCCAUGGCGCGAAAGAACUUCAUCGUGUCCUUUAGGACGUCACUAUGCGCUGCCAUCAGGGGUCUAACCCAGUCUCUCGCCCCCCUUUUCAAGAUGCCCAAUCACAAAAGCCACUCGUGAUUCCUCAUCAGGGAAAUCAUCAAACUGCAGAUUGAGGGCAUAUUGCAUUUCUGUCCGAAAGCUAUGAUAGUCUUUGGGCUCCCCCCCAAAUUUCUGCACCAAUCCUGGUACCUUUCUGGCGAGCUGGGUGGCUUUCUCCCUUUGUCUGCAUCUUGAGCCCUCCUCUCCUCCAGCCUCGCCGUCUGCAGCGCCAGCUGGACCUCCAACACCCGGUACCUUUCUUCCAGGCUUGGACCCGCUCCAGCCCCUGCUUCUCCGGUUCCUGCUGGGUUGCUCAUUAUGCCUUCUCCUGCACAAGCUGCGUUCAAGGACUGUCGGAAUGCUGUGAUGGGAAGAUGAGCUGCUUGUGCGUAAAAUCGUAUUCCCUCAGAGUUUGUUCAAGUCCACAAACCUCUGUCUGUGACGGAGCCCCUCUGACAUGGCUCCUCUAGUCACUAGAAGAUUCCGACAGUGGUUGCUUUCGUAAUCGCUUCCAACAUAAAAGCUCCUUAACGGAAACACGUCUUCUGGACUCUCUGCGUGACAGUUUCCGGCGAGGAGUGGGUGUCCCUACAGGAGGUCCGGAAACCUCACCACUGUUUUCGCUGGAAGUAUCUCUGAGCCAUCCCCCAGCUCCCUUUCCCUCAGUUCAGCUUCUCUCCCCUGCUGGUUUCCUCUUCAGCUGCUGAGUCUCUUCCAACCUGUCUGAGCCCUUUCACCUCCCUCAGUUCAGCUUCUCUCCCCUUGCUGGUUCCCUCUUCAGCUGCUGAGUCUCUUCCAACCUGUCUGAGUCCUUUCACCUCCCUUCCUUCCGAUGGCAGUUCCCUGACAGGUCCCUAUCAACUCUGCAAUUCUAGGAUUCUGUUUAAUCCCACCUCUUUCCCUGACUGACUGAAGGAGGCUUCCAGACAAAAUAGAAAACAUAGAAAAGAAAUAAACCUGUGUGUAUGUGUGUGUGUGUCAAGAGAGAGAGAAUGAGAGAGAAUGAUCUGUUAAAGCAUACUGGUAAUUACAAGAAAGAUGAUCCUGCACUUGUGAAACCGUUAAAUUCCCUGUCAAAUGACUGUUGUCUCUUUUUUUUUAAGGCCAGAAGAAAUGCUUUCUCUCUUCAAUAAAGGCUUUCAGCAUUACACUGCUGUCAUCUUUGAAAGCGCAGACUCAUACAUUGGGCGAGAGGUAAUGUAAUCUUUACCUAAUCAGGCCAGUGGCUGAUCUAGGCCAGCAUCCUGUCCUCACAAUGACCAACAAGCACUUUCCCUGUGGUUUCCAGCAACUGGUAUUCAGAAGCAUUAUUGCCUCCAACUGUGGAGGUAAAGCGCAGCCAUUGUGGCUGGUAGCCAUUAAUAGCCCUCUCCUCUGUGAAUUUGUCUAAUCCUCUUUUAAAGCUGUCCAGGUUGGUGGCCAUUACUGCCUCAACUCCUGUGGGAGGGAGUUCCAUGGUUUGAGUAUGCAUUACUUAAUUCAUUAAGGGGUGCAGCAGGCAAGCAUGCUAUUGUGUGUGCCCAAUGUUGGAAAAAGCUUUUGUGGUGUUUGAAAUGCCUCAAUGAGUUAAGGAAAGCUUAUUGACUGCAAGGAAGGUCACUGGCUACGAGUGUUUGUGUGUCUUUGGACUGGAGCCCUUUCUGCAAGCUGGAUGUUUAUGACAUUAUAUCUGGCCUUAUUACUGGGACCUGAGACUUAACCUUCCAUUUCUGGUCCUCAUUAAUGCAGAAUCGCAUUAGAAAACGUGACGAUAAAAGGUUUUGAGGCAGUAGGAAGUGGAAAGAAGCUGGGAUUUGUGUUUGGGUUUAUGUCCCUAUAUUAAGACAUUUUGUUCCAAGAACUGGCCAAGGAAUUGAGGUCACCCUUUGCCUAUGGGGGGUUAGGUUAGCCGCUCAAGGCUAUAAUCCUGUGCAUCAUUGCAGAUAAAUCCUGUUGAGCAGAGUGGGAUAUACUUGAGAGUAAACAUAGAAUCCUAGAAUUGUAGAGUUGGAAGGGAACCCAGGGUCAUCUAGUCCAACCCCCUGCAAUGCAGGAAUCACAGCUAAUGGUUUUGAAUAUAAUCAUAGUAUUGUAGAGUAAGAAGAGACCCCAGGGUCAUGUAGUCCAAACCCACUGUGUGGGUUCUUCGUCCUGGUCUCUCUCUGGCGAGUGAACCAUAGCAUGUCUACAUCUUUUGGGUAAGCUUUGGCUUUCUUUGCAGUGAGAAAGAUCAACUUGCAGCAGCAUGCAUAUAACCUGUGUGUGUUUCUACCCACACCAGGUGAUACUGGACAUGAGUCAGUAUGAAAACAUUGUGGUAAAACGAGUGCUGGAUUCCAACACGGCUUUUCUCAAGAAGCUCAGCAUUACCUCUGUCCCUUCAUCUUACCUGAUCUAUCCCAAUGGAUCCCAUGGAUUAAUCAACAUGUAAGUGUGAGUGGGGGUGAGUUGUGAUGUGGUGAAUUUCAAUAGGGACAAAUGUGAGGUUCUGCACUUGGGCAGGAAUAACCUGAUGCACUAAUAUAAGAUGGGUUGCCAGCAGUCCAUGUGAAAAGGAUCCAGGGGUCUUAGUAGACCGCAAAGUUCACACUACACAAGUCAACAGUGUGAUUCAGCAGCAAAAAAAAGCUAAUGCUAUUCUAGUAUUGGCAGAAGUAUUGUGUCCAGAUCAAGCAAAGUGAUAGUACUGCUCUCCUCUACCUAGGUCAGACCAUACCUGGAGUACCGUGUCCAGUUGAUGAUCAGGGGCCUGGAAACCAAGCCUAAUGAGGAACAGUUGAGGGAGCUGGGUAUAUUUAGCUUGGAGAAGAGGAGAAAGGAUAGCCAUCUUCAAAUAUUUAAAGAGCUGUUACAUGUAAGACAAAGCAAGCUUGUUUUCUGCUACUUGUUUUCUGGGGAAAACCCAAACCAAUGGAUUCAAAUGAAAAGAAAGGAGAUUAAAACUAAGCGUUAGAAAGAACUUUAGGAGGGCAAGAGCUGUUUGACUGUGGAACGGAUUCCCUCGGAAGCUAGUGGACUCUCCUUCCUUUUAAGCAGAGGUCGGGUGGCCAUCUGUCAGUGGUGCUUUACCUGUGCUUCCUGCAUUGCAGGGGGUUAGGCUUGAUGACCCUUGGGGUCACUUUCAACUCUACAAUUUUCUGAAUGUAAGAAGAAUGUGGAGGUUAGUAAACAUUUCCUGUUGCAAAUGUGCAAAUUCUUGAAAGCAACCCCCAGCCCUGUGAACAGCUAAUAAACCUUUUGCCAGUGAUUAUUGUGGAGAAGAGAAAUGGGAUCUAGAAACAGCUACCUUAAUAAAAUGGCACAGAAACUGCUUUGGUCACCCUAUAUGAUGAUCUCUGUCAGGAGAGAGACAGGGGAAAUGUUUUCUUGUUAAUUUUCCUUGACCUCUUUGAUACCACUGAUCAUGGGAUCCUUCUGGAGUGACUGAGUUAGGGAUGGGUGGCUUCUCUUUGCAGUGGUUCUGGUCCUACUUUGAUGGUCAUUUCUACAAGGUGAUGUAUGGGGAGUUCUCUUUGGACGUGCAGCCUUCAAUUCAAGGUUCCUCAGGGUUUGAUCUUUUCCCUCAUGCUUUUUAAUAUCUACCUGAAACAGCUGAGUGAGGUUAUCUGGAGUUUUGGAGUAUGUUGUCUGCAAUAUGCUGAUGACACACAGCUGUACUCUCCAUUACAUCUGCAGGUGUGGCAGUGGAAGUGCUGGUCUGUUAUCUUGCUUCGGUAAUAUGCUGUAGGAGAGCUAACAAACUGAAGCUCAAUCCCAAUAAGACUGAGGCACUGUUAGUGGAUAGCUUACUAGAGUGGAUGGAUGGGGAUGUCCUGCUCUUGAUGGAGUUAUGCUCCCUCUGAAGGAAUGGGUAAACACCUUGUGGGUGCUUCUGGAUCCAUUGUUGCUGCUUGAAGCUCAGGUGAUGUUGGUGGUGCAGAGUGACUUUCAUCAGCUUUGGCUGGUAGCCCAAUUGCACCCCCAUCUGGACAGGAAUAGCCUAAGUUCUGUUGUCUAUGCUCUGGAAGACUCUAGGUUAGAUUACUGCAACAUGUUUCAUGUGGGGCUGCCUCUCAAGAUGGUUUGAAACUUCAGCUAGUGCAGAAUUUGCUAGCCUGGUUGCUCGCUAGGGCAAGGCAGUUUGAGCAUGUAACACCAAUCUUGACCUGACUGCACUGGCUGCUAAUUGGUUUCCAGGCCCAAUUGAAAGUGCUGGUUAUGACCUAUAAAGACUUAAAUGACUCAGGACUAUAAUACCUCAAGUGCCACCUCUCCCCAUAUGAACCAACCAAGACCCUGCAAUCACCAUCUGAAGCCCUUCUUCACUUCACAAGAGUUCCUGAAGUUGGCAACAUGAUAAUGGGCCUUUCCUGUGGUGGCUCCCUGUUUGUGGGAUGCUGUUCCCAGGGAGGCUCGCCUGGCGCCUUCAUUACAUAUCUUUAGCUGCCAGGCAAAAGCGUUUUUAUUCUCCCUGGCCUUUUAAACUGUGUGUGGGGUUGGUGGGUAAUUGUUUUGUUUGUAACUAUGUUACGUAUUUUUGUGUUUUUGUACCAUAAACUGCCCUGUGAUCUUCAGGUUGAGAGUGGUGUAUAAAUUUAAAAAAUGAUAAUGAUAGUAAUAAAAUAUGCAUCAUGCCUUAAUCUGUGUAGUGAGAUAUUUUCUCAGAGGCAAUAUUUUCCCCUGUAACCUUCAGAGGAGAAUUUCUCUUGAGCCCAAUGAAGCUUCUGUCUUCUGUCGAUACACUGUUGUUCCUCUCUGCCUGUUGAGCUUCAGCUGUUCUUAACUUUUGCACUGUCCUUCCAUACACAGUUUGAAGCCGCUUCGGUCUUUCUUUUCUUCCUAUUUAAAGUCACUCCCUGGCGUCGGAAGAAAACCUCCACCAACACCCAUCAGGCAAAACCAAGAAGAAAACCAGGACAUCAAAGAAUGGAAAGACUUUGACAAGUAAGUGGUGCUGCUGGGCUCCCCCUUUCAUGGCAAACAGCUAAGGGCUGAGUACAGCUCACCUCUGCUCAGAGUAGACCCCCUGAAAUGAAAAGGCCUGAGAUAUGGACAUCUGUCAAAUAUUCUUUAGUUGGAUGUCCAUGAGUUCUGUUGUUAUGAGAGAGGGUGUAAAACCUUUCUCUAUCCACCAUGUCAGGCAUAAUUUUUAAAACUAUCAUGUCACCUUUUACUUGCCUUUUCUCUAAACUAAAAAGUCCCAAACACUGCAACUUUUCCUCAUAGGAGAGUCAAUCCAUCCCCUUGAUAGUUUUAGUUGCCCUUUUCUGAACCUUUCCAGUUUUACAAUAACCUUUUUGAGGCCAUCAGAACUAUCUACAGUGUUGCAAAUGUGGUGACACCAAAGUUUUGUAUAAUCCAACUUUUUUUUGGGGGGGGGGGGAGGAAGACUUGCUGCUUACAUGCUUUGUUUAUUGCAAGGGAGGAGGUAGUGUCAGUAUUUGCCCCGAGAUGCAGCAUACAAAAGGGCCUGGGGUGUGCAGAUCUCCCCCAGGCAUUUGUGUGUGUGAGAGAGGGAGAGUGAUUCUGCAUGCCUGAUACUGAAAUGAAGUGGAAAGGUCUUGCAGGUGGUGGCCCCCUUGCUCAUGCACCUGCAGCAGAUGAGGGCACAUCACCAUUUCAGAACUCUGCCUAAGAGCCAGGUUAUUGUGAAAGCAUUUCCAUUAUAUUUGCUUUUGCUUGGAUGACCCCCAGCAAAAGUUUUGAAACUGACAUUUCAAAAGCCACUAAAAAAACCCUAAUAGCUGUCUGGACCGUAUCCAGCCUUGAGGAACGUGGAUGUCUCUGAGCAGCUGAGGCUUGUGGUGAAAGAAGCAGUUUAUGCCCUGGCAACUCUUCUGUCCAUUGAGAUCAGCCCUCUGAAGCAAGUAGGUAUACAAAAACCAUCCAAGAUUGCUGCAGACCACAAGUUUAACAUGGGCCAACAGUGUGGUGCAGCAGCAAAAAAAGCUAAUACAAUUCUAGGCUGCAUCAACUGUAGAAUAGCAUUCAGAGCAAGGGAAGUAAUAGCACCUCUGUAUUGUGCCUUGGUCAUACCACACCUGGAGUACUGUGUCCUGUUCUGGGUGCCACAAUUUAAGAAGGAUAUUGACAAGCUGGAAUGCAUGCAGAGGAGGGUGACCAAGAUGAUCAAGGGUCUGGAAACCAAGCCUUAUGUGCAAUUGUUUAGGGAGCUGGGUAUGUUUACCAUAUAGGAGAGGUGACUGAGAAGAGAUUUGAUUGCCCUCUUCAAAUACAGUGGUGCCUCGCAAGACGAAAUUAAUCCGUUCCGCAAGAGUCUUCGUCUAGCGGUUUUUUCGUCUUGCGAAGCAAGCCCAUUGACGGAUUAGCGCUAUUAGCGCUAUCAGCUGUUUAGCGGCUAUUAAAGGCUUAAAGGCUUAGGGGAUUAGCUGCUAAAAGGCUAUUAAAGGCUAUUAAAGGCUUAGCAGAUUAGAUAAAGGGGAAAGCGAAAAGAAAAUCUCAAGACUCGCAAGACAUUUUCGUCUUGCGAAGCAAGCCCAUAGGGGAAUUCGUCCUGCGAAGCAACUUCAAAACGGAAAACCCUUUCGUCUAGCGGUUUUUCCGUCUUGCGAGGCAUUCGUCUUGCGGGGCACCACUGUACCUAAUAUGCUGUCACAUGGAAGACAGUUUCUGCUGCUCCAGAGGGGAAGACCCCCACUUCUGAGGCAAGGAAUGAAUCUUAGCACAUAUUGGUUACUUCUGGGAAAAUACAGUAACCUCAGAGCACAGACUGCUAAGGAUUAACCCUCUUUUUGACAUGUUUGUAAUGUCAGUUCUCCGGUGCUUUUGCUUUCUUCCUGGCAAACCAACUCAUCUUCCCCUUUUAAAAUUCCUAUUCACCAUGUGUGUCGCCUGUUUUCCAGAUCCAAGUUGUACAUGGCUGACCUUGAGUCCGGAUUGCAUUACUUGCUCAGGAUCGAGCUCGCCACUCAUAAGACUCUGGAAGGAGCCAAGCUGAAGACCUUCAAGGAUCUUGUUACACUGUUUGCCAAGGUAAACGUUUCAGAUUUUUUUAUUGCAUUUGGUAAGAGCACCAUAAAUCUGGCCCCAUGGAGGACUCUGCAUCAGCCGAAGUAAACAUCCAAUAAAGUAAACUUUGAUGUGUUUAUGUGGAGGGGAAGAAUUAAUAGCCACCAACCCUGCAGCCCAUCGCAAAGGUCAAAUUAAAACCAAGGCUGCUUGUUGCUGCCUUGCAAAAGCAGCAAAUCAAAAAAGUUGUAGAAAAUGGCUUCUUUAUAAAGCAGAUUACAGGAUAUGAUAUGAGAGCCAUCUUCAAAUAUCUAUAGGGCUUGUCACGUGGAAGAUGGAGCAACUGGCAGGAGCGAGCCAGCAGUAAAUCACACUGUGCAUAUUGUAGUUAACUCUUUAUAAGCAAGAACAGGAACUGCACAGACUUGGCAAAAUGUCAGGCCUAAUGAGCACAGGAACUUAUACCUCUAGGUCGUGCCCCAUGAAUUAGUUGGCUGAGACUUAAGGCCCCUGCCUCCCCACAGCCACCUAUGUCUCCUCUCCAGAAUUUUUUCAAAGCAAUAGAUGACUGUGCCAGCGUGCCUGUCUUUGCUACUCCUGGUUCAUGCCUCUUCUGGUUCUGAGAGACUGGUGGGUAGGGAGUUUGUCACAGCAGGAGGGGGAGACACCCAUGACUCUUCAGCAGCCUGACUCUUCUCUGCCUCUUGGCCUCUCUCCUACCACCAUCCUGUUUCAGCUUCUGCCUCUGUUUCUGGACUUCUCUCUGCCACAGACUCUCCCUGCUCACUAAGCCUGUCAUCUCUUCAGCUUCUGACACCUUCUCUUCCUAGUCUCCCUCUGACCACUCAUGGUUUUCCAACCAUCACCCCCCAGGCUCCAGUGGUUCCUCCUACCAUUCUUCUGUGUCCAACCAGUCCAUGACAUCAAGCUUUAUUUCUCCUGCUCUGGAGGUUAGGACCUGAACCAAUAGAUUAAAAUUGCAAGAAAGGAGAUUUCAAUCAAUAUUAGGAAGAACUUUCUGAUAGUGAGAGCUGUUUGACAAUGGUUUGAACUCCCUCAGGAGGUGGUGGUCUCUCCUUCCUUGGAGGUUUUUAAGCAGAAUGACCAUUUGUUAGGGAUGCUUUAGCUGUGAUUCCUGCAUUGCAGGGGGUUGGACUACAUGAUCCUUGGGGUCCCUUCCAACUCUACAGUUCUAUAAUUCUAUGAAAAAUCCAGACAUUCAUUUUCUGAAAUUAAGACUACAUGUCUUUCUCCCAAUAGAGCAGUGGGAAUUGCAGCCUGCAUUCUGUUGAUGUGACCUGGGCUUUAUCCUCCCCUAUCCCUAAGAUUUUAACUCCAUUUUGUUGAGCCUAAAUAUCUCAGUGUGAAAACAGCUGGGCUGAUGCCAGAUUACUGGGUGUCUUAUACUGUACUUGCUUUUUCUAAAGAAUAGCACUCAGAGCAUCGCUAAGUCGCUGGGAUCUUUGCUCAGUGUUCAGGCUUCGGAUUUUGAUUAUUGCAGGAUUAGCUCCUUGGCUGCUAAUGCUGCUUGCAGCAACUCUGCUUCCUAAGACCUGAGCUCCUUUUUGCUCCCUCUGAGAAGCCUUCUGAGUGCUCUUUGAGAUUUGUGUGGGGAAUCUGGUGUGAAUUUUGCUGCCUGAAAGCUGUCUCUCCUUAUUUCACAUAGAGGGAGGAGGAUCAAACUGAUUCUUUGCCUUCUCUCUUUCUCUUUGUUGUUGCUGUAAAGUUUCAUUUUAUAAUAGAAGAUCAUUAUCUAAUAAUCAAGUCCAGUUCCAACCGAAGCAGUCAAGUGGCCCCAUGUGGGGCAAGAUGAUCUCAAAGGUAAACUGGUCCCAAGAGGUUAAGGGCUUUGUAUACUAAUGGAAACCCCUUCAACUUGACCCGGUAGCAAAUGGACAGCCAGUGCAGAUCUCUGAGCGGGGGUGUUAUAUGCUGACAAGUACUCACUCCUGUCAGCAAUCAUGCUGCAGCGUUCUGCACUGACUGCAGCCCCUCUGGAUCAAGCACAAGGGAAGCCCCACAUUGCAGCAAUCAAUCUAAGAAACCCAAUACAGUAAGGCUAAAAAUAGGUUAAAACUAUGAAAUCAGAAUACAGCUAAAAAGUCUGCUAGAAUAAAUAAGUCUUCACUAAGUGCCAAAAGUUCAACAUGAAGAGGAGGUGCUGCCUGACCUCAGGAUUUCCGCAAAACCUGGUGCACAAUCAUGGAUGCAGCAGGGGUUCCUGGUGGGUCAAGGAAAAGUGGAGCAACCCACUUGUUUACCACUCAGGGGUUUCUGGAUCAGCUUGAUCCAAAAUUAAUGAGACUGAAUCUUUUUGAGGAUACUAAUGUAGAUAUAUUGUCAAGAUAUAUUUAUCUUGGCAGCUUGAAUAGUCACUGCUACUCAAUGGGAAACAGCCCUGAAUCUUACAUUGGACACUUGGUACCACUUGCUAUAGAACAGAGCAAUAAUAGAGAAAAUAACGCAUAAUUGGAGAUUUCAAUGAGAAGUAGAACCUCCAGACACUUUAAAAAUGACUUGGCAUUCUUUUAUGACAUGGGGCCGCUUGACUGCUUCAGUUAGCAAAACUGGCAUUGCUACAGAAUACCUGUUCUGCUUGUGUCAGAACUCGAUCAUUUAGUGUGGCAGCAGCUAUGCUUUGUCACUCACUCCCUGCCUAUUGAUACCAAGCAGGCGUCUCCACUGUAUUCUUUUCAGCACCUGCUAAAAAUAUUCUUGUUUAGACAAGCCUACCAAGAUGCUUAGAAUGUGUGGAUUUUAAUCUGUUUUAUUAUUUUAAUUUUUUGUAAGUUUUAAACUAUUGAUUUUCUUGGUUUAUCUUUAUCUGCUUUAGGGUGGGGUGGUUUUUUGCACUCAAGUGGUGUAUAAAUUUUAGGAAAUAAAUAAGAUAAAUAUUUUUCUUAGACAGAAAUAAAGACACUGGUCAUCACUGCACCUUGAGGCACCAAGUUCCAUAAAUUAUUAUUCAUUACUUGAAGGAACAGCUUCUUGUUUUGCCUCUCCUGCAUCUGCCUUCUAGUGUAGAAAGUAAGCAGGACUGCUUUUUUGCCGCUUUUUCAAUGCAUGGAUCAUGCGUGCACUGCCUUCCAUCACCACUUUUUCCAAUUCUGUUUAAUCUUCAUAGAAGGAGCAAAGAUGGUGGACAGUGUCCCUCUGUGAGAAUAAGCUCUAAGAUGUGGUUAACUUUCUCAUCUUUCAUGCAGCUGUUUCCUGGACAGCAGCCUGUGAUGAAGUUGCUGGAGACCUUGCAAGUGUGGCUACUCAGCCUCCCACUGGACAAAAUCCCGUAUGAUGCCAUCCUUGAUCUGCUCAACAACAAGAUGCGGGUAAGCCCCAACUAGCUCUUGGCAUAAAUGACUGCUAUAGCAAAUGUGGGAUGGAGUUGUGUGAUCCAAUGCACUGCUGCCUGACAACUUUGCUUCACAAAGAGCAUUUUCAACAGUCCUUGUGAGCUGUGUGUCCCAUAAUGCCUGGCAGUUGGAUCAUAGAAUUGUAGAGUUGGAAGAGCCAUGUAGGGUCAUGUAGUCAUCCCCUCUGAAGCAGCAGAAAACAAGCUUGCUCCAUUUUCCACGUGACAUUUGUGUCUGACAGCCUGUCAGACAUUUGAAGCUGACUGUGAUCUCAACUCUCUGUCCCCUCUAGGUUAAACAUACCCACCUCCCACAACUGUUGCUUUUUAAGGCUUGGUUUCCACUAGCUCUUGAUCCUUCUCCUUGCCCUCCUCUGCACACCCUCUAACUUGUUAAUUGCAUUCAAUCAGACCAAAGGCCCCUCUAGGCCAGCAUCCUGUGCUCAGAGUGGUCAUCCAGGUACCACUUUGAAAGCCCUCAAGCUGGACCAUGAGCACAGUCGCCCCACUUCCGAUUCCAGCAAUCCAGUAUAGAGAGGUGUAACCACCUCCCAGUGCCUGAUAUUUUUAUUUAUUUUGGUUAGAAAAUUUGCAGUUCACUGUUUAUGGAAAGAAAACCUCAAAGCAAUUUGCCCUGGUGAUUGUACAUGUCCAUCAUGGUCUCCUGGCAGAAUCAUCUACAGGUCUUGUCACUAUUGCUGAUAUCGGUGGUGGUGGUGGUGUUUUGAGCCUUUUAAAGAGAUGCUGAAUGACAGUCAGUUACAAUAAUCCCAGCUUGUCCAGGUAUUUAUGAACAUAAGAGCCUGCUGGAUCAGGCCAGUGGCCGAUCUAGCUCUAGCUCUGCUUCCUGUUCUCAUAGUGGCCCAACAGUUGCCUGUGGGAUACCAGGAUUUGAGCACAAGAGCAGUCUCCCCUCUUGCGGUUUCCAGAAAAUGGGAUUCUGAAGCAUAGCUGCCUCUGACUGUGGAGGGCAGCGCAUAACCAUCCUGGCUAGUAGCCGUUGAUAACUCUCCCCUCCAUGAAUUUGUUGAAUCCUCUUUUAAAAGCAUCCAAGUUGGUGGUCCUCAGUGCCUCAUGUGGGAAGGAAUUCCACAGUCAAAUAGGACUUUGUUUUAUCUGUUCUGAAUCUUCCAGCAUUCAGCUUCAUUGGAUGUCCAUGAGUUCUAGUGUUGUGAGAGGUAGAAAAACUUUUCAUGUUGCCUCUUAACAAACAUUUUCUCUAGAUUAAGAAGUCCUAAACAGUGCAACCUUUCCUCCUUGGGAACAUGUACCAUCCCCUUUAUCAUUUUGGUUGGCCUUUUCCAAACUUUUUCCAAAUCUGUAAUCCCAUUUUUGAGUUGAGGUGAUCAGAACUGCAUACUGUCUUCCAAAGAUUUGUAUAAUGGCAUGAUGAUACUGGUAGUUUUGUUUAACACAUACUGGCUUUUUCUAGAUCUCUGGGCUGUUCCUGCCCAGCCGCAUCCAGUGGGUCGGGUGCCAGGGCAGCCGGGCAGAGCUGCGGGGAUACCCUUGCUCCUUCUGGAAGCUCUUUCAUAUGCUGACUGUCCAGGCGGCUGUCCGGCCACAGGUCCUGUUCAACACAGGUAGGAGAUGGCUGGUCCCUCUGAGAGUCUAAGGCAGCUCUCCAGGGAUGCUUUGCACUACCACUCUCAUCAGCCUCAGCGUCAUUGCUGGCUGGGGCUGAUGGGAGCUGUAGUCCAAAGCCUCUCUGGAAGGCACCAGUUACAGGAAGGCUGAUUUUAGGAGUGGGGGAGUGGGUCUGGCAUCCUUUGGGCAUGCACUGCAGUUAGAAGCAGUCAGCUCAAGUGCAACAGAAAGUGUUGGGGUUCUGGGGAAAGCACUAGCCUCCCUGCUUCUUGCAACCAUGCACUGAAAGCUGGAUCACUUGUUUGCACAGGAGCAAAGUAAGGGAGCUGCCUAAGUGCUGUCUUUGUGUGAUGAGCAUGUUUGCAAAAACAUUUGGCUCAGUCGCAGAAAAGGCUGCGUCAUAAAAAGAUGAGGAGUGUAUGACAGGCUAGAGCUGCAAUUCAGUAUCAUAGAACUGUAGAAUUGUAGAGAUGGAAGGGACCUCAAGGGCCAUCUAGUUCAACCUCCCCCCCACCCAACAGGAAUCUUAACAAAAUCAUCCAUGGCAAAUGGCCAUCCAAAGUCUGUUUAAAAACUCGCAGUGAAGAAGAGUCCUCCACCUUCCAAGGGAGACCAUUCCACUGUCAAACAGCUCUUACUGUCAGAAAGGUCCUCUAGUCAGAAUCUCCUUUCUUGCCAUUUGAAUGUGCUGGUUUGGGUCCUCCCCUGCAGAGCAGCAGAAAAGAAGCUUGCUUCAUAUUUGUGUGACAUCCUUUAGAUAUUUGAAGGUGGCUAUCAUAUAUUCUUUAAGUCUCCUGUCCUCCAAGCUAAGCAUCCCUAGCUCCCUUCACUGUUCCUCAUAAGUCCUUGUUUCCACACAUUCCAGCUUCACCAUAUCUUAAAUUGUGGUGCCCUUAAGUGGACACAAGACUCCAGGUGGGGUCUGACCAAGGCAGAAUAGUACUAUUACUUUCAUUGAUUGAGACUCUACUAUUGAUGCAAUGUAGAAUAGCAUUAGUUUUUUUGCUGCUGCAUCACAUUAUUGGCUCAUAACAGGACUGCUGAAUCUUUCUCACAUGUACUGCUGUCAAACCAGAUGUCCCCCAUGCUUUAUUUGUGCAUCUGGUUAUUCUUGCCUAAGUGCAGAACCUGACAUUUGUCCCUAUUGAAUUUCCUUUGCCAACUCUUCCAUUCCAGAGGAAGGUUGAAAGUUGAAGGUCUGCAUGUCUCUGUGUGUCUUCCACAUACUUUGCCAUCCGUUGAAACCAGGCCACAUUUUUUUAUCGCUUCUUACGGCAAAAGAAUUGGGUCAGGCGGCCGGAUUAGGUCUUGGGAGGUGUUCCCCCCCCCUUAUUGCUUGCUUUUAAAUCCCAUCUACUAAAAAGCCGGAUUCUCCCCCUAAUCCUGCCAGCCGCAGGUGGGCUUUGAUGGGACUUGCCCACUUUAAAGAUUAGGGUUACCCUGAAUCGUAGCAGUUCGGGGGCGGGUGACGGCAGCUGUUUACACAAGAUGCAUCCCUCGCCUGGUCAAAGGAAGGAGCCUUUUUCGUGGAGUUUUUCCGUCUGUCUUAAACCCCUCAAGAGUGGUGCAGAGAAAUGGUGAUCCAAGCAAUCCCCUCUGAAUAAUUCACCCAUAUUUAUCCAGAUGAACAGCCCUGUGCUUUGCUGCCCAAGAUCUUUCUGCAAAUCUUACUGCCAAACAGCUCUGUGGAGAGAUUUUGAACUCCCUCAGAAGGCAGUGGACUCUCCUUCAUUGGCAGUUUCAAAGCAGAAUUUGGCCACCUGUCGGGGAUGCGUUAGUUAUGAUUCCCACUUUGCAGGGUGUUAGACCGGGGACUGGAUGACAGUUGGGAGUCCCUUUCAAUUCUACAAUUCUUUAUUGCUAUGAUUCUGUAUUCCUCCUUGUUCUAUGAUUCUAUGCUCCACAGGGUAGGACCUAAUCCAAUGGAUUUAAAUGAAUCAUAAUAUUGUAGAGUUGGAAAGGAUGCUGAGGGUCAUCUAGUCCAACCCCCUGCAAUGCAGGAACUUCCACCAAAGCAUCAGAGACAGGUCCUCUGACAGAUGGCCAUCCAACCCCUGCUUAAAAACAUCCAAAGGAGAGUUUAUCAUUUCUCAAAGGAGUCCGUUCCAAUGUCAAACAGCUCUUACUAUUGGAAAGUUCUUCCUUGUUUACUCAAGUUCUUGUAACUUGAAUCCAUUGGUUCGAGUCCUGCCCUUCAGGGCAGGAGAAAUCAAGCUUGCUCCAUUGUCCAUAUGACAGCCUUUUAGAUAUUUGAAGAUGGUUAUCAUAUCUCCUCUCAGUCUCCUCUUUUCCAGGCUAAACAUACUCACCUCCUUCAACUGUUCCUCUUAAGGCUUGGUUUCCAGAGCCUUGAUCAUCUUGGUCGCCCUCCAUUGCUAAUGUUCGAGAUUUCCAAUAUCCUCCUUAAAUUGUGGCACUCAGACCUGGACACAGGACUCCAGGUGGGGUCUGACCCAAGGCAGAAUAGAGUGGUACUAUGAUUCCCCUUGAUCUGGAUCCUAUAUUUCUGUCGAUUCAGCCUAGAAUAGCCUUAGCCUUUUUUUUUUUCUUUUUUUUUGCUGCUGCUGCAUUACACUGUUGGCUCAUACUAGGACCCCUAGAUCCUUUUCACACGUCCUGCUAGCAAGCUGGGUGUCCCCCAUCUGAUAUUUGUGCAGCUGGUUCUUCCCACCUAAGUGCAGAACCUGACAUUUGUCCCUAUUAAAAUUUAUUCUGUUACUUUGGACCCAGUUCUUCAAACAGUUACGGUCAUCUUGAAUCCUGAUUCUGUCUUCUAUGGCAUUAGCUAAUGAGGAGAAAUUAAAAGAAAGGAGAUUCCAAGUCAACAUUAGGAGUAACUUUCUUAUGGUAGGAGCCACUUGACAGUGGAAUAGACGCCUGCAGAAGGUGGGGGUCCUGGAGAAGCAGAGCAAGGCUAAUAAAAAUAAUUUAAAAAUUAAAAAAAUAUUUUUGUGUAUGUAUGUGUGUGACACCCACCCACCCACCCAAAACUCUUCCCUUAAUUGCCUAGCUUAAGGCAUCUCUCAAAUUUCACAACCAAUUAUUUAAAAAUAUUUGAAAAUGUUAAUGUAAUCUAUAUCUUGUGUUCCUUUUCGAAUCUGUGGACUUUGUCUGAUUAUUGCCAACACAUUCCACACAUUUCCAAGUCCUCCUUCAUGAGGGAUGACAAAUCACCCUGUAGUCCCAUUUCUAUUGAGCUGCAGGUGAAUCAGCCCAAAUGCAAUGGGGGAUGUUGAUGGGCACCGCUUGUUUUAGAGUUUGGUUUUGAUUCAGCCUUGCUGGCCUUCUACCUCUCAUUGCAGGUUUUGAAGGCAACCCCCAGGUGGUGCUGCAGGUCCUGAGGAAGUACAUUCGGGAUUUCUUUGGGUGCCGAGCAUGCUCUCAGCACUUUGAAGAGAUGGCUGAGGAGUCACUGAAGGAUGUGAAUACCCUGGAUGAGGCCGUGCUGUGGCUCUGGGAGAAGCACAACGUUGUGAACGCCCGUCUGGCAGGUGUGAAAGCAGAACUGGGACAAGAUAACCAGUCUUUCCUUGGGCUUUCAGAAAAGGGGAACCCAAAUGAUCAAGGGGGUGGAGUGACUCCCCCAUGAGGAAAGGUUGCAGUGUUUGGGUCUUUUAGUUUAGAGAAAAGACAAGUAAGAAGCAACAUGAUAAGAGUUUGUAAUAUUUCUCCCUCUCUCCUGAUGCUAGAACUCAUGGGCAUCUGGUGUCGGAAGGCUUAGUAGAGAGAAAAGAAAGUACUUCUACAGAACUUGCUCCCGAAGGAGGCAAUGACAGCCAUCAACUUGGAUAGCUUUAAGAGAGGAUUAGACAAAUUCACCAGUCACAGUGGCUAUACUCUGUCCGCAGUAAGAGACAGCAAUGCCUCUGAAAUCCCAGUUGUUGAAAACUGUGGGAGGGGAGAGGGUUUUUGCACUGACUUCCCGCAAGCAACUGUUCAGCUCCUGUAAGAACAGGAUGCUGUCCUAGAUGGGCCAUUGGCCUGAUCCAGCAGGCUCUUAUGUUCUAUAUUCUUAUAUUAACAUAUUUAUUCAUCCAGUAAUUCUAACUGACCCACAAAAGUAACUAUGCCUGGUCUGUAUACCAUGCUUAAACCAGAAUUUCCCAAUUCAAGCAGUCACAGGAAGCUGUGGUCUAACAAGCCAUGGCAGUCUCUUCCUCCAAACUGAGAAUGGAAGGAAGUGUCCUGGGAAACAGAAUGGCAGACUGGAACCUUGAACAAGAGGCACUCCAAGCAGCACCAUUGGACUGCAGGGCCCACUUGCGUGGACACCAAGUAUUAAAGAGUGAAAACCAUAGCUCCAAAAGUGGAACUUUGAUUAAAAACAACAGCAUAAAGACAUAAGAAGAGCCUGCUGGAUCAGGCCAGUGGCCCAUCUAGUCCAGCAUCUUGUCCUCACAGUGGCCAACUUGUUGGCCCAAUGGGAAACCUGCAAGCAGGAUCCAAGCACAAGAGCCCUCCCCAUUUCUCCACUUGCUUCAUAAGGGAGUCACUCCAUCCCCUUGAUUCUUUUCCAUCUCCCUUUUAAGGUAAGCCUACCAGAACUGUCUGCAGCCUUCCAAACGUCAUUGCACCAAAAAUUUGUAUUAACAGUAUUAUUAUAUUGGCAGUUUGACAAAUGAUUCGUAAAGCAGAUUCACUUUUUUAUUCUUUGGUUUGUAAUCCGUCCAUCUGACAUGAAUACUUUAGUUGCAAUUCCUUCAUUGCAGGGGAUUGGGAUAGAUGGCCUUUUGGGUCCUUUCCAACUCUACAAUUAUAUGAUUCUGUGAUUCAUGCAGGGCUCCUGAACUAAUUCUCUGCCCCUUCUUGACAGGCGGCUUGAACGAAGACCCAAAAUUCCCUAAACUCCAGUGGCCGACACCAGACGUUUGCCCUCUUUGCCACGAAAAAAGAAAUGGCCUUCAUGCCUGGAACGAAGCCCAAGUCCUUCAGUUCUUGAAGCGCCACUACAGCAGCGACAACAUUCUCUACACCUACACUGAGGAGGGAUCCAAAGAAGAGGGAGACGAAAACUCCCAUAAGAAAAACCUCAGAAAGAAUGAAGAAUGGAUCCCUAAUGUGGAAAAACAGCUGGAUCCUGAGUCUCACGUAUUGGACAUAUUGCUAGCCAAAGACCAAAACAAGCCUUUGGCCAAGGAGGAAAGGAAGUCAGCUGUCUCCUUCCUGGGGAUAGGGUUCUCCAAUGUCGACAUGAGCCUCUGCAUUGUCCUUUACAUUGCAUCCUCUUUCUUCUUGAUGAUCAUGUACUUUUUUUUCCGGAUGAGGUCCAAGCGCCGGAAAUUGUGGCAUCCCCGUCCAUACGUUUAGGCCAGAAGGAAGCCCCAGUUUCUCUCUUGGCCUGCAGCUUUAAGGUUUUUGAUCAGGGAUUUCUUCUUCUUCUCAAAAAGCAGUAUUUCUUGUUCUGGGAAAGGGCUUUCCCUCCUUCCAAGUGUUCAUCUGCUGCUCUUCCUGGAACUCCCUGUUGUGGGAUGGACUGGAUUUGAAACAUGUGCCUGUAACUGCCAAACACACACAUCACACAGACAUUAAAGUGUUUCAGACAUUAAAGUGUUUCCACUGGUCUUGCACACCUUGGUUUCUUGAAGAAGUGUAGGGAGUUUGUUUUUGAAACAGGUUUCUGAAGGAAACAUAGAUACUCCUCUUCUAUAGCAAAUAUUUCCUGAAUACUCUGCUGUGGGGAGGCUUGCCAAUCCAGGAUGCCCCAGGUGGGAUGCUCAACCUGUUGGAAACAUGGAUCACUCUGGAAUGAUGGGGCAGCCAGGGGGCAGCAGCUUGAGAAAGUACUAUAAACAAUAAUAGUAUUACGUUAUUAUUAUUAUUAUUAUUAAAUUUAUAUCCCAAGUUUUUCCCAGACUGGGAUUCUAGGCGACAUCCACAAAUUAAAACAACAUGGAUGAAAUGUGAAAAGCCAAAAACAUCUAAAAUAUAUUAUUUAAAAGAUAA